This is a messenger RNA of Dovyalis caffra, 1305 nucleotides long. The record is from the annotation of a GenBank genome assembly. NCBI's taxonomy places the organism in Eukaryota, Viridiplantae, Streptophyta, Magnoliopsida, Malpighiales, Salicaceae.
AUGGCAGAAACAAAAACUGUGCAUUCACCGCUGGUUACUUAUGCUUCAAUGCUUUCACUUCUAUCUCUCUGCCCUCCUUUCGUUAUUCUACUAUGGUAUACCAUGGUACAUGCUGAUGGGUCGGUUUGUCAAACUUGGGAUUACUUGAAGCAACAUGGCUUGCAAGGAUUUAUAAACAUUUGGCCAAGGCCCACUGCAAUUGCCUGGAAAAUUAUUGCUUGUUAUGCAGCAUUUGAGGCUGCACUGCAGCUUCUUUUACCUGGAAAAAGGGUUGAGGGUCCAGUUUCUCCUGAAGGAAACCGACCUGUUUACAAGGCAAAUGGUGUGGCAGCAUAUGUGGUGACUUUAGUUACCUAUCUUAGCCUUUGGUGGCUUGGUAUAUUCGACCCAUCGAUUGUUUAUGAUCAUUUGGGAGAAAUAUUUUCUGCUCUCAUUUUUGGAAGCUUCAUCUUCUGUGUUUUCUUAUACAUAAAAGGUCAUUUGGCUCCAUCAUCUACAGAUUCUGGUUCGUGUGGAAACAUAAUAAUCGACUUCUAUUGGGGUAUGGAGCUGUAUCCUCGAAUCGGAAAGAACUUCGACAUCAAAGUUUUCACAAACUGCAGAUUUGGGAUGAUGUCUUGGGCUGUUCUGGCAGUAACCUAUUGCAUUAAGCAGUAUGAGCAGAAUGGGAAAGUAGCUGAUUCCAUGCUUGUAAAUACAAUUUUGAUGCUGGUGUAUGUCACAAAGUUUUUUUGGUGGGAAGCUGGCUACUGGAACACAAUGGAUAUUGCACAUGAUCGAGCUGGAUUCUAUAUUUGCUGGGGAUGCUUGGUAUGGGUGCCAUCUGUGUAUACUUCUCCUGGCAUGUACCUUGUUAACCAUCCUGUGAACCUUGGACUUCAGCUUGCACUCUCUAUACUAGCGGCAGGCAUUCUCUCCAUAUAUAUCAAUUAUGAUUGUGACAGGCAAAGGCAAGAAUUCCGCAGAACAAAUGGCAAAUGUUUGGUAUGGGGAAAGGCUCCAUCAAAGAUUGUGGCCUCAUACAAAACGACAUCUGGGGAAACAAAGACAAGCCUCCUUUUGACAUCAGGAUGGUGGGGCUUAUCCCGUCAUUUCCAUUAUGUACCUGAAAUAUUGGCUGCUUUUUUCUGGACUGUCCCGGCUCUUUUCAAUCAUUUUCUACCCUAUUUCUAUGUGAUAUUUCUAACCAUCCUUCUGUUUGACCGAGCUAAAAGGGAUGAUGAUCGAUGUCGAUCCAAGUAUGGGAAGUACUGGAAGUUGUACUGUGAGAAGGUUCGCUACCGGAUUGUUCCUGGAAUCUACUAA